UCAUACAUAUGUACAAUUAUGGAACGGCUUCCAAUUGUACGUUGUAGGCUAUUAUUAUUAUUAAUUUUUGUAUUUCUGUCUUUUGCUUUUGGUUUGAGAUUCGUGGUCGGAAAUAUUGCUUGUCACCUUUGAGUUGGGCACGAAACGACGCAACGAUUUCGAAAUCAAUAAGCCUAAGUUUCCUCCUAAAAAUAGACAUCCAUUAGGUGAGUAAUGAGCACACUUGUGUGUGUUUGUGUCAAGUGCGAAACCAAAGUGAACAAUGCAAAUCCAUUCGAUGUGGCAGAUUAGUAUACUUGGCGCUACCAAUUCACAUCCGCAUCAAGAGAACUUGUUCUUAAGCUCCGUUUAGUUUAGAUCGGACUAUAAAUGUGGCGACCCGACUGUAGAACAGUAUCAGUCAACGCACUUCAAUCUUUCAGAACGUUCGUCGUCCCAACAACCCAAAACAACUCAAUCAACAUGAAAUUCCUCAUCUGCUUGGCUCUGUUCGUCGCCGUGGCUCAGGCUCAUGUUGUGGCCCCGGUUACCACCUAUGCUGCUGCUCCAGCUCUGACCUAUGCUGCUCCCUCAGUCUACUCGGCAGCGAUUCCUCGUGCCUACACCGCAUAUGCUGCAGCUCCAUCCGUUUACUCCGCCUCGUACGUUGCGCCUUCGGUGUACUCCUCGUAUGCCGCUCCAAUUACCACCUACGCCGCUGCUCCCGCCGUUGUCUCCACGCUGCUGAAGAAAUAAAUCGAUCAAUCCGAAUCCGAAUCCACAUCCGAGUCCAAAAACAUGAUAUGCAAAUUGAAAUAUGCCAGAAUAAAUUGAGCUGAAAUUAAGAUUGACGUAAGGUUUUAUUUGAUCCGAAACAAGCGUGAGGCGAUUAACGGAUUACACGAGUGCUCGCCCAAUCCGUUGAAUAUGACUAUCGAAUAAGCGACAACACAAUUGAAUAUUCAAUCGUAUAAAGCCUGACAACAGCAACUUUGACAACAUUUGGAAAUACGAAUACGAUUAUCAUCGCCUUCUUCCAUUCAUUCUAAAGAUAUUUAACUUGGGCCCAGUUAUAAGUCCACUUUGAACUGGAUUUGUUUGUAUGCUUGGGGCAUGAAUCCAUUUAGACGUUAAUGCUAUGCAAAUGAAUUAUAAUGGGACAGCGACACACACUCACCCCAGGCUUUGAGGUCGUAAUCCGCACUUAA
This is a messenger RNA of Drosophila nasuta, 1187 nucleotides long. Its product is annotated as cuticle protein 16.5. The record is from RefSeq and is a predicted model, not a curated record. The coding region runs from base 370 to 735 and encodes 121 amino acids. Lineage: Eukaryota; Metazoa; Arthropoda; Insecta; Diptera; Drosophilidae. The transcript is spliced from 2 exons.